GCAGAGGCAACACAAGCUGAAGCAGUGAGAGGACUGCGACCCGGAGCGUUCUCUGCAACAAGUUACCUUUUGAGGGGAGAAAAUGGGCUUUCUGACGAUAUUCAGCUGUCGUCGGAUUGUUCUCAAAGUCUUUUUGGUUCACUUCAUAACUUUUCAAGCAACAAAUGCUCGUCCUUCUCCUAUUAUCAGGUUUCCUGGAGACGACACUACUCCUAAAACAGACAAAGAAGUUGCUCUGCACUAUCUGAAUAAGUUUUAUGGAUGCCCACAAGACAGAUGUAACCUCAUGGUGCUCAAGGACACUUUGAAGAAAAUGCAGAAGUUUUUCGCCUUGCAAGAAACUGGCGAGAUUGAUGCCAAAACUGUGGAUAUCAUGAAAAAGCCCCGCUGUGGCGUUCCAGAUGUGGCCAAUUACAACUUCUUCCAUAGGAAGCCCCAGUGGCAGAAGAACGACAUCACCUACAGAAUCCUGGGUUACUCUCCAGAUCUGGACGAGGAGGUCAUAAACGACGCCUUCUUCAGAGCCUUCAAAGUUUGGAGCGAUGUCACGCCUCUAUCUUUCAACCGCAUCAUGGACGGAGAGGCCGACAUCAUGAUUAAUUUUGGCCGUAAUGAACAUGGAGAUGGGUACCCCUUUGAUGGCAAGGACGGCCUCUUGGCUCAUGCUUUUGCCCCUGGGCCUGGAAUUGGAGGAGACUCCCACUUUGAUGAUGAUGAGCAGUGGACACUGGGAGAAGGCCAAGUGGUGAAGGUGAAAUUCGGAAACGCCGAUGGAGAGUUCUGUAAAUUCCCCUUCUCCUUCAUGGGCACCGAAUACAACAGCUGCACCUCUCAGGGUCGUGACGACGGCUUCCUGUGGUGCUCCACCACUUACAAUUUUGACGAGGACGGCAAAUACGGCUUCUGCCCUCACGAGUUGCUGUUCACUCUGGGAGGAAACGCAGAGGGCGCGCCGUGUAAAUUCCCCUUCACUUUCCAAGGGGAGAAGUAUGACAGUUGCACCACUCAGGGCAGGGACGACGGUUACCGCUGGUGCGCCACCACCGAAGACUAUGACCGGGACACGUCGUACGGCUUCUGCCCGGAAACCGCGAUGUCCACGGUGGGAGGAAAUGCAGAGGGCGCGCCGUGCGUCUUUCCUUUCACCUUUCUGGGAGACACGUAUGACUCUUGUACCUCUUCUGGCCGCAGUGAUGGCAAGAUGUGGUGCGCUACCACCAAGAGCUACGACGAUGACCGCAAAUGGGGCUUCUGUCCUGACCAAGGCUACAGUUUGUUCCUGGUGGCGGCCCAUGAGUUCGGUCAUGCCCUCGGUCUGGAGCAUUCUCAGGACCCCGGGGCUUUAAUGGCCCCCAUUUACACUUUCACCAAAGACUUCAGACUUUCUCACGAUGAUAUCAAAGGCAUCCAGGAGCUCUAUGGCGUGCCGACAGACAAGCCCCUGCCUCCGACACAGGGCCCCGUCACCCCAAUGGACAUCUGCCAAGAGCCAGUCGUCUUCGAUGCUAUAGCACAGAUCCGAGGAGAGACCUUCUUCUUCAAAGACAGGUUCCUGUUCAGGUCGGUGAACUUCAGAAGCAAGCCCAGUGGCCCCAUGCUCGUGGCCACAUACUGGCCCGACCUGCCUGCCAAGAUAGAUGCCGCCUACGAAAACCCAGUGGAGGAAAAAACAGUCUUCUUCUCAGGCAAUGAGGUGUACGUUUAUAAAGCUGAUGAGCUGGAGAAAGGCUAUCCGAAGAGGCUCUCCAGUUUGGACCUCCCCGCCGAUGUGCAGCAGAUUGACGCUGCCUUCAACUUCAGGAAGAACCGGAAGACUUACCUCUUUUCUGGGGACAAAUUCUGGAGAUACGAUGAAGAGACGAAGAGUAUGGACUCUGGAUUCCCCAAACUCAUCGCUGAAUCCUGGAAUGGCAUUCCAGAUGGCCUCGACUCAGCCUUCAGUCUUAAUGGCAUUGAUUACAGCUACUUCUUCAAAGGCAGCCACUAUUUCAAACUAGAAGACAGCAGCUUGAAGAUCGUCAAGCUCGGCGAAAUCACAAAGGACUGGCUGGGCUGUUGAGCGCCGCCAAAGCGCCUCUCAACCGGCUACUCUAUGGAACGACGGCCUCUCUGCACGAGGACGUUGUUGUAAUAUCGCACACAACUUGACGUCGCCACAGGGCACACUGUUGUAAGAUUUUCUUUUCCGGGCAACUCUACACGCUUCUGUGGGACACAUGUCUCUGCAGCCUGUAUAACCCUCCUCCAGCUUUGUACACCUACACAGGCUGAACAUAUGCAACUGGAUAUUUGCUUCAUUUCUGUGUGAUUUUGAAAAUUUACUAAGCAGAUGCAAUUUUUUUUUUUUUUUUUUUUUUUU
Messenger RNA from Salarias fasciatus (jewelled blenny), 2359 nucleotides. RefSeq names its product matrix metallopeptidase 2 (gene mmp2). Lineage: Eukaryota; Metazoa; Chordata; Actinopteri; Blenniiformes; Blenniidae. The coding region runs from base 83 to 2059 and encodes 658 amino acids. Gene Ontology annotation, molecular function: metalloendopeptidase activity; zinc ion binding. Gene Ontology annotation, cellular component: extracellular matrix. Gene Ontology annotation, biological process: collagen catabolic process; extracellular matrix organization; tissue remodeling. The transcript has 13 exons. The record is from RefSeq and is a predicted model, not a curated record.